Molecule: messenger RNA, 1763 nt
Organism: Aaosphaeria arxii CBS 175.79
Lineage: Eukaryota; Fungi; Ascomycota; Dothideomycetes; Pleosporales
Exons: 2
Coding region: 86-1612 (508 amino acids)
Biological process (GO): mitochondrion organization
Cellular component (GO): ERMES complex
Molecular function (GO): lipid binding
Source: RefSeq, a predicted model, not a curated record
GUGCUGCCGUGCUAACGAAAUCUUUCGACACCCUCCUUGAGAAGAUGUGGCCUUGAUCCUCCGUAUCAAUCUUAAGAUCUUCGCCAUGGGUCAGCAACAACCCGUACCAACGCCGGCCACUCAAUCCACACAAUACUCCUCACUUUCCUUCACACAGGGCUUUCUUGUCGGCCAGCUGUCCAUUGCCCUCCUCAUAUUCUUCUUCAUAAAGUUCUUCAUAUUCGGCGAACCUCCCUCAGCCGAUGAUCGCGCCUUGCACCUCUCUUCCCUCCGCCGCGCACGAACGCUUGCCCAUCAACGAUCUCUUCACCUCCGCUCAAACUCGACGAGCAAUCCUCUGAGACCCAAACCCUCCAUCAAUAUCAUCCGCGCAGCAGAACAUGCUCGAGGGGGUCCCAGCAUCGGUCAGAUUCUUGCGAAGACGUACUACAACAUCAAAGGCCAUCAACCUGAAAGCUUGGAUUGGUUCAAUGUGUUGAUUGCGCAGACCAUCGCGCAAUUGCGGGAGGAUGCAAGACAGGACGAUGCGAUACUCACAUCGCUUACAGAAGUUCUGAAUUCCGGAUCUAAACCUGACUGGAUUGGGGAAAUUCGGGUUACGGAGAUUGCACUUGGAGAUGAGUUCCCCAUCUUCAGUAAUUGUCGAGUCCUCCCUGCAGACGAUGGAUUUGGCAUGACAGAUGGUAGCGACGAGGCGAGGCUCCAGGCAAGGAUGGACGUGGAUUUGAGCGAUGUCAUUACUCUAGGCAUCGAGACGACACUGGUGCUCAACUAUCCUAAGCCAUUGGUCGCUGUACUGCCAGUCGCCCUCGCCGUGAGCGUGGUACGCUUCUCGGGAACACUAGCCUUAUCAUUCACUCCCUCCUCCACUCCUCCAUCAACAUCAGCGAAUACGCCUAGUCCGCAACCUACACCCCACCUCCACCCACAAGACCUACCAACAAUUCGACCUCCAUUUUCGCGGACGCAGAGCUCCCUUCAUUCGCAAGAGCCCGAACCCGAGCGCCCCUCGACAUCAUCUGGGCUUCCGCCAGCCCGCCCCACCACCCUAGCUUUCACCUUCCUAGACGACUACCGUCUAGAUCUCUCCGUGCGGUCGCUGGUCGGCUCGCGAUCCCGCUUGCAGGACGUCCCCAAGAUCGCCCAGAUCAUUGAAUCGCGCGUCCACGCCUGGUUCGACGAGCGAGUCGUCGAGCCCCGCUUCCAACAAAUCGUCCUCCCGUCCCUGUGGCCAAGGAAACGCAAUACAAGAGGCGGCGCGGACGAGAAUGCAACAGAAGAGGAAAAAGAUGAGGGGAUCGAUGUGAGCCUUCCCGAAGAGGCUGUGCUUCUCGACGACCAAGACGAUCUCGGAUCGAGGCGCCGACCGCCAUCGUUCAACCCGCCUAGAGUGUCGUUAGAAGAGCGGAUGGAGGCUGAGGGUGCGCGGCUGAGGGAGGCAGAGAGGAGGGCUGGCGAUAGAAGUAGAGACAGAUCGUCAGACGGUGUGAGAUGGAGAGGGAACGAACAACAGCGGCGGCAGCAUCUGAGGGAACAGAGCGGUAUAUCCAAUUCUUUCAAUGGGUCCUGGAGUGGUCAACGAGGCAUGCCUGGUGCUAUGCCGGGGGGAUAACGGAAUUAGAUGUAAUUGUACUGAAGUGUUGUAAGAACAUAAUGUAAUUGAUAGCCACCUGCAUGAUAAUACGUUUCUCCUUUCUAGCCUGAGGUACGUCGCUUGACUAUUGUACAGCAAUGCCCAACGUCAUUAGGAAAUCCAAUCAUCG